GAAGAUUGCCAAUUUUAACUGAUCUGGUUCCAAGGGAUCUGGGAAUAAGUCUGUGAGAGAAAAGCAGCAAUACACGCGUCUUAAAAAAGGUUUCACGUGUUUAAAUGGCAAACAUCAGAACUAAUGGGCAGAUGUCCCCUCUCCAGUUUCUCCAAGACAUAACUACGACAUAACAACUCUUUAGUUCAGGAGAGUAGUUGCAGUACCCAGACACCCAUAGCAACGCAGUGACGCCUGGAAGGUCAGUGGCAGAGGCCCUUUUCCAACUUAAUUUAAGACGGGUCCUAAGUUGUGGAGUCUUGCUUGAACUCCUCGGUCACGGCACUGCUUCGCCGGAAAACAGCAAAAGUCUAAGGCAGGAAUAUCUUCCAGGUCUCACAAUGUCGAAAAAGGGAAAAAAAGAAGAAGACAAGCCACCCCCAGCACUUGGGCCUGGCAGCAUGAUCCGCUCGCUAGCUGCGCCUCUACGUCGACACCUACCUCGCGAGGGAAAAGCUGUCAUCAUUGCCUUUUCUACUUGCGGCAUGAAGAGCAUGCCCAUAGAGUUGUUCAAGAAUGAAGAAGUUAUGAUGAAUGCCACACGCCUUUAUUUCGAGAAUAACCGCCUGAAAAGCGUUCCUGGAAACAUCAACAAACUUGAGAAACUGGUUGUCGCUAACUUGCAAAACAACAUCAUCAAAUCCCUGCCCGGUUCAUUGUUUAAGAUACAGACCUUAGAGAAAGUAGACAUAACCAACAACGCCCUCAGAUCUCUACCAGCCACAAUCAGUAAAGCAGCCUCUCUUCGUGUUCUUAUCGUCAAAAACAAUCGCCUCCGCUCCUUGCCUGGCAGCAUCAACAAGUGUCCCGUGCUGGAGGAACUGGAUGCUUCUUACAACCAAGUCAAGUCUUUUAAGAAAAGCAUCUACGAAAUGGGAGCAUCUCUGGACUUGUCGCACAACUUGGUGACGGAGAUGCCGGCAGCCGACAUCAAGGUUGCCCGCCUGAAGCGCCUGGACCUGUCAUACAACGGGCUCGUCCUCCUCCCUGAAAAUAUCAGCAACGUCUCCACCCUUGUGUGGCUCAACCUCAAAGGCAACCAAAUUGUCAAUUUACCAUUUGAGACAAGUUUUCUUAGAUAUCUGCACACCAUUGAUGUGUCGGAAAAUAAACUGGAGGGACUAAUGGAUGAGAUGUCUUCUCUGAAACACUGUCUGCGUCACUUGCUGGCUUCUCGUAACAGUAUAACAGCUCUGCCGCCAGACAUCGGCAGAAUGGAGGUGCUAGAAACGCUGGAUCUUGCCAAUAACGAGAUCGUGGAACUGCCUGAGUCGUUCCCAGAGCUAAAGGUAAUAAAAACUCUGGACCUGUCCGGCAAUAAAAUUACCAAUGUCGACACCAUCACUCGCCUCAAGUCCUGUCAACAUCUGAGGCUGGCGCGCAACUCGCUGACGGAGCUACCGGAGGACUUGGACAAGCUGGUGAACCUCGUGACACUGGACGCAUCCGGUAACUUCCUCACUGUCAUCCCAGAAACCAUCAGCAGGAUCAGAACUCUCAAAAAUUUGGUCAUGGCGGACAACAAGUUGACCAGCAUUCCUGAGGAGCUGGGCGAAUAUCAGCUGCUUCUAACCCUGGAUGUCGGUGGCAACAAGAUCACAAGUUUUCCACAGCAGCUCAGCCGGCUGCGCAUGUUGGAGGUUUUGCGGAUAGACCGGAACCGGAUUUCAGUACUGCCAAAGAAAAUGGAAAUUUUGGCGCACCUUCUGGAACUAAAUGUGUCAGGAAAUGUUCUGGAGGAGUUCAUGCUGCCCAGAACACUGACCAGACUGCUCCUGGCUGGAAACCCUAUUCUUCUGCCUGCAGUAGACCCCAAGUCCAUCCUUGUGCAGCUGUUAGAUAGAGACCACGCGUGCAGGAUGAGCGUGCUAGACAUCUCCAGUAUCAAACUAGAUGAAGUUUCGCCCAGCAUUUGUCAGCUGAAGGUAUUGCAGGUCCUACGCAUGGCUCACAAUCUUCUAAAGAAACUUCCAGAAGAUCUGUUCAGAUUGAAAAUGCUUGAAGAACUGGACAUCUCCCACAAUGAGAUAACAUCUUUGCCGGACACUAUCAAGGAAUGUUAUCGACUGAGAAAAUUCGACGCUUCGUGGAACACUCUGACGAGGAUUACCGACGCCCUGACUCGCGCCACGCACCUUGAAGACUUGAACCUCAGCCACAACAACAUACACACGCUGCCCGAAAGCUUCGGUGGGCUGGUGAGGCUUCUAAACCUCAAUCUUUCUCACAACGACCUUUCUAAGCUGCCACUAGAUGAGACAGAGGCACUGGCAUCACUGCUGGUACUGGAUGUUUCACACAAUCAUAUUGAGUUCUUUCCUGAAGACAUUCCUUUCCUCUAUAGGAUGAAAAUUCUUAACUUCGCUGUCAACGACCUGCAGGAACUGCCCUCCAACUUUGGCCUUAUGGUAGGGCUAGAGAAGGUGGAUCUUCACGACAACCUGAUAGAAUCUCUUCCAGAAUCAAUCUUAAAAAUGUCUGUGCUGGUAGAGCUAGACGUCUCUGAUAACAAGAUCAGGUCCUUCCCAUCGAAAAUGGACAAACUGAGUCAACAUUGCACAAUCAACACCGAGAACCAAUCUUCAUACAAAACCCGGGAGAUGCAGGAUGAUAUUCAGGCCUCAGGGUCUCAGACAGCUCUGGGUGGCGGCACGGGGUCUCCCUCAGAAGCUCUGUAAUGAACGCAUGUCAACACAACACAGAGCCAUGUCACGAGAUGAACACAACACUCAACACACUCUCGUUAUAUGGGGCGAACACAACUCACAAUUCACAGC
Messenger RNA from Pomacea canaliculata, 2816 nucleotides. RefSeq names its product leucine-rich repeat protein SHOC-2-like. Gene Ontology annotation, molecular function: protein binding. The record is from RefSeq and is a predicted model, not a curated record. The transcript is spliced from 9 exons. The coding region runs from base 381 to 2717 and encodes 778 amino acids. NCBI's taxonomy places the organism in Eukaryota, Metazoa, Mollusca, Gastropoda, Architaenioglossa, Ampullariidae.